UUUCCUAGGUUCUCCUUUGCCUGGGUUGCAUAGAGCAGAUCCAUAAAUCCCAAGCUCUGAGUCCAGAGCAGACCAACUAGACUAAGCAACCGAGAAGCUUACCAUUUUAUCUCUUCCAUAUUCUUGAGUAUCUGUGUAACAAAUGCAGGAGUUGUCUCCUGAUUCUGAAGCUGUGCCUACUGUGCACAGCUGAAUGCUGUUUGCUGAUACUUUUAAACAAAUCUUCAAGGAGUUACUAGAGCAAGUCAUUUCCCUGAGACAGAAACUCACAGAAGAGCCAAAAGAAGAGAUGGCUAGUUGUGCAGGCAUAUUGACAUUCGAAGAUGUGGCCAUAGACUUCUCUCAUGGGGAAUGGAAAUGCUUGGAUUCUGCACAGAAAGCUUUGUAUCGGGACGUCAUGUUGGAGAACUACAGCAACUUGGUCUCUGUGGGUAUUACAGUAUCAAAACCAGAGCUGAUCAACUCUCUUGAACAAAGCAAAGAGCCCUGGGAUGUAAACACAAGAGAAACAGAAGACAAAGAACAAUGCUGUCUAAUAUUCAAUGCUGGAGAGAAACCAUGUGAAUGUAAUUUAUGUGAAAAAUGCCUCAUGAGUUCUACACACAUCACCAGACAUAAUAGACUGAAUGCUGAAGUGGAACAUUUCAACUAUAAGGAAUGGCGGAAGUGCUUCAAUGAAUGUGCACUCCUCACUAACCAUCACAAAAUCCAUUGCAGAGAGAAAGCAUGGAAAUGGAAGAAAAGUGACAAGGCCGUUAUAGAGUUUUCUCUUCAUAGCACCUGCCAGCAAAUCCAUCCUUUGGUGAACCCCAACCACAAUGAUAAUUGUAAAAUAUAUUUUGGGAAUUCCUCAAAUUUCAUUACACAUGGAAUAACUCAUAUCUUAAGGAAGUCCUACAAAUGUGUAGGAUGUGAAAAAUGUCUCCAUAACUUUUCACACUUCAGGAGAAACCAGGAAAUCGAGACAGGAAAGAAACUUAACAAAAGGAAAGAAUGCGGCAAGUCCAUUACCUGUCAUGCAACCCUUCAAGGUCACCCCAGCAUUCAUACUGGUGACAAACUUUACACAUUAGAAGAAUGUGGCAACUACUUUUUGCAGAUCUCAAGACUGCAAGUUCAACAGAGGAUCCAUACUCUAGACCAACCUUCCAGCUAUGAAGAAUGUGUAAAGUCCACAUCUCUUCCUGUUCACUAUAGAAUAUAUACUGAUGAAAAACCUUACAGUUGUAAUAAAUGUGGCAAAUCUUUUAGACACCUCUCAACUCUUCAAAGUCACCACAGGUUCCAAACUAUUGACAAACCUUACAGUUGUGAAGAAUGUGGCAAGUGCUUUACCCGUCAUUCAAAUCUUCAUGUUCACCACAGAAUUCAUACUGGUGAUAAACCUUACAGUUGUAAAGAAUGUGGCAAAUCGUUUACACACCUCUCAAGUCUUCAUCGUCACCACAGAAUCCAUACUGGUGACAAACCUUACAGAUGUGAAGAAUGUGGCAAAUCUUUUAGACACCUUUCAACUCUUCAAAUUCACCACAGGAUCCACACUAAUGACAAACCUUACAGUUGUGAAGAAUGUGGCAAAUGCUUUACCCAGCAUUCAAAACUUCAAGUUCACCAAAGAAUUCAUACUGGUGAGAAACCUUACAGUUGUAAAGAAUGUGGCAAGUCAUUUACCCGUCACUCACAUCUUCAAGCUCAUCAAAUAAUUCAUACUGGUGAUAAACCUUACAGUUGUAAAGAAUGUGGCAAAUGUUUUACACAACGCUCACAUCUUCAUCGUCACCACAGAAUCCAUACUAGUGACAAACCUUACAGAUGUGAAGAAUGUGGCAAAUCUUUUACAGACCUCUCAACUCUUCAAAGUCACCACAGGAUCCAUACUGGUGACAAACCUUACAGAUGUGAAGAAUGUGGCAAGUGCUUUACCCGUUCUUCAAAUCUUCAAGUUCACCAAAGAAUCCAUACUGGUGAGAAACCUUACAUAUGUGCAGAAUGUGGCAAGUCAUUUACCCGUCACUCAUAUCUUCAAGCUCAUCACAGAAUUCAUACUGGUGACAAACCUUACAGAUGUGAAGAAUGUGGCAAGUGCUUUACCCAGCAUUCAAAUCUUCAAGUUCACCACAGAAUCCAUACUGGUGAGAAACCUUACAGAUGUGCAGAAUGUGGCAAGUCAUUUACCCGUCACUCAUAUCUUCAAGCUCAUCACAGAAUUCAUACUGGUGAAAAACCUUACAGAUGUGAAGAGUGUGGAAAGUCCUUUGCCCAUCACUCAAGUCUUCAUACUCAUCACAGAAUCCAUACUCAUGACAAAUCUUAGAAAUACCAAGAAUGUCAGAAAUCAUUUACCAGAUGGUCAAGUAUUAGACACAAUCAUCAGAAAUUCCAUAUAAUGGACUAGUUUUGUUAAUAUUAUUAGAAUAUCUCCUUAAAUCACUGUAUGAGUUGUCAUACACAAACAAGUGUCUUACCCAUUUUGAAAAUCUUCAGUAAGUUUUCACAGAUCAUUCAGUACUCUGCAGUCCUCUUUAGUAAGGUCUACAUUUUUUACAAAAUUAGAAUCAUUCUAUCCAGAUAGUGUCUUUGUAGUCAUAAAAUGUUUAUUGGAAAAUUGCAGAGAUGUUUAUUCUCAUUAGAAAUGAGUUAAGCACCAGAUUUUUCUGACCUGACAUCUGGACCUUAUUUUAAAGAACUGUGCAAACUCAUAAGUAUUCCAGAUUUUAAUUUAGUGUAAUAUGUUGCAACUGUUAAUGUAAUAUGAUGCUUAUACAAUAUUUAAUAUAUACAUUAACUCUUUGAUAGUAUUUGAGAUUGUACAUAUAUAUUGCCUCUUUUUUUAACUUCAAAUGUAUUCCCUCUCUUUCUUCGUAAUAAAAAUAGUAAAAUAUU
Molecule: messenger RNA, 2883 nt
Organism: Mesocricetus auratus (golden hamster)
Lineage: Eukaryota; Metazoa; Chordata; Mammalia; Rodentia; Cricetidae
Product: zinc finger protein 883-like
Exons: 4
Coding region: 194-2314 (706 amino acids)
Biological process (GO): regulation of DNA-templated transcription
Source: RefSeq, a predicted model, not a curated record